This is a messenger RNA of Megalops cyprinoides (Indo-Pacific tarpon), 2736 nucleotides long. RefSeq names its product transmembrane protein 88-like. Bases 224 to 748 code for a protein of 174 amino acids. The record is from RefSeq and is a predicted model, not a curated record. Gene Ontology annotation, molecular function: PDZ domain binding. Gene Ontology annotation, cellular component: plasma membrane. Lineage: Eukaryota; Metazoa; Chordata; Actinopteri; Elopiformes; Megalopidae. The transcript is spliced from 3 exons.
GAGAGAGAUGGAGAGAGAGAGAGCACUGUUACCGUAGCCGUUACCCAGGCGUUUGGCGUGUGUCAUCCUCAUUUUCUGAUAAGCUCUAAGUGACUGGCUGUCUCAGCGCAGCGCAAGCACCUCGGAAUUUGAACAAAACACAACCAACUGGGGGACUCGCCCACACUCAUUACUGGCGCUCAGCAGUUUGGAAACAGAUACUGACCGGGACAACACAGGCAGGAUGUGUGGCGUGGAUGUGGACCUGGAGGACGAGGGCGCGGGCGAGGAGGAGAGGGAGGCGGAGGAGUUUGGGACGGGCGAGCGCGUGCGGAUGCUGCCCCCGCCGCCGGCGCACAGCGAGGCGGGCGCCUGGGGGGCGCGGAGGGGCCCGCUGGGGCGCCUGGCCUGGGGUGCGGGGCUGCUGCUGUGGAACGCCGGCGUGGCGGCGCUGUGCGCGCUCGUCCUGGCUGCCGUCUUCGCCCUGGUGCUGCUGCCCGCGGCCCUGCUGCUGUGCGCUGGCUUCCUCUGCCACUCGCGGGUGCUGAACUCCCCCUCCCCUCUCUGCCGCUACCUGGACGACAACAGCUGCUCCGCCCUCAUCAUCCUGGGCUUCGUUAUGAUGUCGCCGCUCGUGGUGGUGGCCGCGGCGACGUUCUGCGGGCUGGUGCGCAGGCUCCGCCUCCUGCUGCUGUUCCAGCCAAUGGCGCGCGCCUGCUAUCGCGGAGGGGGCUGGGGGUGGGGCGGUAACGUCCGGGCCUGGGUCUGACGGAGCGCCGCCGACGCCGUCGCUGUGUGGUUUUCACCCUAACUGUAAUUACUGUAGUCACUUAAUUAUUGGACUUGAUGAGUUCAGAUGACGAAGAGUUUCUGUGAUUUAUGAUUUUGGAGUUUCUCUCACUCUGGUCCCGGAGGGGCCAACGAGUCGUUACAGAUCACAGCUGAAUCGGUGGAUUCAAGCACAAGCCAUAGGCUUCCAGCAACUAAUUAGUGCUACCUUACGUUUCCAGUCCAACAGUAUUUCACAUUGCUCUCCAUUUGUUUCUGAAGUAAAAAAAGAAAAAAAAGUUCUUGGUGAAGGUAACUUUCUUAACUACCAACUUAAUAAUAUUAAGCUUUUUAAAUAUCAAAAUCCCAAAAGGGAAGGAAACCAGAAAAGUGACUGUGCCCUUCAGAACUCACAAGGUUCCUGAGCCACCAUCAGGCGACCGCUAACAGGCAUGCAAAUUCCCUGUAGAUCCAACUCCAAAGCGUUCCGAUUUGUUAAACCUAAAUCCUUUGCGAGUAAUUGGUUUGGAUUUGAUUUCCCUGUGAGGAAGUAGGAGGAAGGGACUGUUUUGACCUUCUCUGUGCGACUGCCAGCUGGUGACCCCAUGGCCCCCUAAAGACCCCCAAACAUCCCCUCAGCUUCAGACAGCUGUAUCAGCACCUUGGUUGUACCAUGGUCAUCGUUUCAAGUCGUACACUAGGUGUUCUCCAAGAUGGCGGUGUUCACAUUAUGGCUGGCCAGCGACGUAGUGCAUACUUGCCCAUUACACAGCCUGCAUCAUAAGACAAACAGACACGAUGGACGAGAGACUGAAACUUAAUUGGUCAUGUUUGGGUGCCCUAGCGGCAUAUGUUAUUCCCUCACAUUUUACUGAGCUGACACUUCACAAGUAAGCCGUUUACACGGCCAGAUACCUUUACCAAAACAAUUAAUUUAAGUUAAGUCCAAGGAUCGAAUGUAAAACAGCAGUUUGCUGUGUUAGGGCUUGACCAUGUAACCCUCUGGUCACAAGUCUGGCUUCGUUAAUUCCACUUCCACCCAUUCUAAAGUGUACACACACACACACACACACACACAUCAUACAGCAGAGUUUUUUUCAAGUGCUGGGAGUAAUUUGUUUAUGCAUGUUUGCCGCUCUUUGAGCUGGAAUAGCAUCUAAUUUGCCCAAUUUGUUAGCCAGACACCAACCUACAGAUUGCAUUUUGUACUAGAAGUAAAAUAAAAUUAAUUUAGAACAUAGUGCACCACUCAGAACGAAGUAAUGAAGGCAAGAGUAAUCAUUUAGGUGGUUUUUAUACAGUGACUCACACGUUCAAUCAACGCUAAAAAGUUAGCUAGCUAAACACAACUUCCUGGCAAAUAAAAAGUGUGAUUAGCCGGCAAGGUGCUGUAAUUAUGUUUACAUGCUUGUACGAUAUAAUGGAAAGUUGUUCAGGGGCUGCAGUCACACUGUAAGAUCGGUAUCCUGGGAACAGCAAAAUCCUCAUGGCUUGUGAGCCAUUAUUUGUACAAAAUAUAAUCAGAUAUAACCAAAUGGAAAACAGACACUUCAGCCAACAUCAGAUUUUACCACAGGCAGAAAGCUCUGUGGGGUAAUCAUGAAAGACUUGUAAAAUUGAUUUUUUCCUGCUGAGAACAGAAUGUCUACUGCUUAUUUAACUUUGUGUCCCGGGCCUCCCCCGUUCUCAUUACUUUUCCCAGCCUGCCUCAGUCCGGCUCGUUUUGGCCCUAUUCAACCCUCACUCGGAGAAAUGUGCUGAGGCCAGUGUGCGUUUGGCCUGUGUCAGGUAUGCCUCGGGGGGAUGGGAACACCUCUGCUGAAUGCAGGGUUACUGUGGUGCAGCUGAAACCAGGCUGGUGGAAACAGGCUGUUAUGGCUAGUGCUGCCAGGCCAAUAAAACCUGCAGGAUGGAUGCUGGCUGUGAAGAAUGCUGUACUCCUCUACAGCAGGAUACACACACACAUACAUACACACACACACACGCACG